AAUUAUCUCACCCUUUUACACCAUACACGUAUAGUUUAUUCACUUAGCACUAUGAGUAACAGCAGAUCGGCUUCGGCCGCCCCGUUCCUCAAGUUCUACUCGCAGCACCGGCAGAAGUUGAUGAACAUCUCGCUCUGCGCGCUCCUCAUCGCUGGUGUCUCCACCGCAACUUCUUCCGAACCCGCGGCCAAGAAAUCCAAAGCAUUGGAAAAGGUGUCUGAUAAAAAAGAUAAACCUAAGCCGCACUUGCGCAUUUCCAGAGCCGGGUGGUUGCGCCUCAUCAAGUCCUCCAUCCCCAGCUAUACCGACCCCGCAGUAUACUAUUUUAUUCUCCAUCUCUUCGCUUUGAUCGCCAGGGCGUUCCUCUCCUUAGAGGUUGCCUCGCUCGACGGUAAGCUUGUGGCGGCGUUGAUUUCCAAGAAGACCAAAAAGUUCUUACGGUUGUUAGUCCAGUGGAUGCUUUUGGGGAUCCCGGCGGCGAUCGUAAACUCGGCCCUUCACUACUCCCAGUCCUCAUUGGCCAAGUACUUGCGGGUGAAUUUAACCACGAGCUUGACGGACGCGUACCUCCCAGAUAACUUGGAGCCUAAUUACUACACGUUGAUGACCCUCGACGGGCGGAUCAGUGAUCCAGACCAACGCAUUUCCACAGACGUUGCGCGUUUGAGUCGUGCCGCGGCGGCGUUGCCCGGCCAAAUAUUAAAACCCACCUUGGACUUGGUGCUUUGUGCCGGCCAGUUGUUCAACACCGGGGUGGGCGGAGCCGAGGGGACCGUGGCGCUCGGGUUGCUCACCCACUUCUCCUCCAUCUUACUCAAGUUUGCGUCUCCUUCCUUUGCCAAGUUGGCCUCGGAGCGGGCCCGCUUGGAGGGUGCCUUGCGCUCCACCCACUCCAAGGUCGUCACCAAUGCCGAGGAAAUCGCCUUGUUGCGUGGCCACGAGCGUGAAUUGGAUACCCUUGACAAGGCUUACUACGAGUUGGAGCGCUUCAGUAAAACCGAAUACAAGAAGCGCGCGGUCUACGACGUGGCGCACGAUUUCAUCGUGAAGUACACCUGGGGUGCGGCCGGACUCGUUCUUUGCUCCGCGCCUGUCUUUGUGAACAAGUAUUUGGGACAUAAACAGAUUGCCGAGACCGUUUCCGCGCAGUUCAUUACCAACAGAAGAUUGCUCGUGAGUGCCUCUGACUCGUUAGGGCGCCUUAUCUUGGCAAGAAAGUUUGUGGCGGAGGUUGUGGGUCACGCCUUUAGAGUGGCCGAGUUCCAGGACAUUUUGACCGCCAUCACCAACGGCGAGAGUGCCGAGGGGAAGAAACCAAUCCAGGCAAACGGGAAGCCUGUGGUGUACGAUGACCCAAUUAUGGAUCCAUCGUCCAAGGGGACCAUCAAAAACUCUUCAGAGGAGAUUGGGUUCUACGGCGUUCCGCUCAUCACCCCUGCCAAUGUCGCACUUACCAGAUCGCUCACCUUCAGAGUGAAGCACGGCCAGCAUUUGUUGAUUGCCGGGCCUAACGGCUGCGGUAAGUCGUCCUUGUUUAGAGUUCUCGGUGGCUUGUGGCCGGUGAGAGCCGGAACGCUCAUCAUCCCAGGCAUCGAUGACAUGUUCUACUUGCCUCAGAGAGCGUACCUCUCUCGCGGAACCUUGCGCGAACAAGUGGUCUAUCCGAGCACCAUCGCAGAGUUCCGUGAAAAGGGCCACACUGACUCCCAGUUGCUUGAGAUCUUGAAGGUGUUAGACUUGGACAACUUGAUCACCGAAAACAUGUCGCUUGCGCUCAACAAGAACAUCCAGGUGAACCCAUGGGACUUGGUGAGAGACUGGCCAGAUGAGUUGUCUGUUGGUGCCCAACAGCGUCUUGCCAUGGCCCGUUUGUACUACCACAAACCAAAGUUUGCCGUUUUGGACGAGUGCACCUCUGCCGUGUCUCCGGAAAUGGAGCAGUUCAUGUACACACACGCCCAGGACUUGGGAAUUUCGAUCCUCUCUGUGGCCCACAGAACCGCGUUGUGGCACUUCCACGACUUGUUGUUGAAGUUUGACGGCAAGGGGGGGUACUAUUUUGGCAAAUUAGAUGCCACCGAGAGAUUAAAGUACGAGGACGAACGUUUGGACUUGGACAAGAAGUUGAGAGAGGUUCCAUAUUUGAACGAGCGUUUGAAGCAGUUGAAGACUGCCCAGGUUUCGCAAGAAGUCAAGAGAACGAACUCAUCGUUAAGCUUGAUGAAGUUGCACGGUGCUAGUAGUGGGAACUUGAAGAAAUUGAAGGGCAAGUCUCACUAACUGAAAGUGUCUGUUCGACGUUCCUCGUGCACCUCAACGGUCUUGUGAGGACAUGGCAUUUGCUUUGAUAGAUCAUAUAUAUUCCAGGUAGUAA
Messenger RNA from Babjeviella inositovora NRRL Y-12698, 2374 nucleotides. RefSeq names its product ATP-binding cassette long-chain fatty acid transporter (gene PXA2). Lineage: Eukaryota; Fungi; Ascomycota; Pichiomycetes; Serinales. Gene Ontology annotation, biological process: fatty acid beta-oxidation; long-chain fatty acid import into peroxisome; very long-chain fatty acid catabolic process. The record is from RefSeq and is a predicted model, not a curated record. The transcript has a single exon. Bases 52 to 2280 code for a protein of 742 amino acids. Gene Ontology annotation, cellular component: peroxisomal membrane. Gene Ontology annotation, molecular function: long-chain fatty acid transmembrane transporter activity; ATP hydrolysis activity; ATP binding.